Strongylocentrotus purpuratus (purple sea urchin) is the source of this 4599-nucleotide messenger RNA. RefSeq lists its product as uncharacterized. NCBI's taxonomy places the organism in Eukaryota, Metazoa, Echinodermata, Echinoidea, Camarodonta, Strongylocentrotidae. The record is from RefSeq and is a predicted model, not a curated record. Bases 308 to 2914 code for a protein of 868 amino acids. The transcript is spliced from 15 exons.
UUGCAAUCAUAUGACAGUCACCAUGACCAGCGCUGCAAACAACAGCACCCGGUGAAUUCUCUGCGGAUCUUGAGCAAACCAUCCCCGGAGAAGUCGGCAUCAUCGGGGAUAAAAUUCCGCUGGAUCAGAUCUGGAGUGACAUGAUCAUGACGAGCAUUACUGUGCAAUUCGCCGACGCGACGCGACCUCGUUCUGAUAUUUGAUGAAUGAUUACUGUAGAGCAGGAGAAAAGAAAAGCUACAUUGUAACAGUCAUGACCAACAUGGAUUCAUAAUUCUUCUAACUGAUCUGAAAGUAUAUCCCCAAGAUGGCGGACCUGAGUGAUAUCGAUGCUAUUGUGACGGAUGUAAUAAUGGAGGAGGAAGAGGUGUCCAACAUGCCAACAGAGUCGGACAUUGACGGUGCUUCCAUAUCAGCAAGCCAGGUUGGUCCUUCCGAUAUCAUGCCACGAAUCACCCCCUCUCCUGGCACGCCUCAACAACGCCCUGGCUCGGCAUUAACAGUUGAAAACUUGCGACUUCAUGAACAGAAUGUGGGUUUGGAGGAAAAUCCCCUGUCAAGACAAGGUAGUGCUAAUUCAGGGCAGCGUGAUCGACCGAUAUCAAGGGAGUCGUUAGGCCCAGUUAGAACUCCAGGGAGUGGUACGCCAGUCAGGUUAUGCUCUGGUAAAUCAGGAGGAUUAGGUAAUAUUACUGAUGGAACAACACCGGGACCAGAUGAUAUACAUGUAAGGACUGGAAGUGGAAAGAGAGAACCUCUUCCACCCAUUGGAUCUGACCCUGUCUCACUACAACAAAAUGGAGUUGAUGUAUCCAGAUUAUCUGUAUCAAGAGAAAACCAGGAUGAUCAAGACACAGUAACAAGUUUAGCAAGGAUGUCGGCUCGCUCAGAAAGAUCAGUUUCAUUCAGAGAUGGAGCAGAUAGGUCCCGUACUCCUUCAUCGGCUGGUAAGCGGAAGAAGGACGUAAACUCGCCAGCCAUCAGAGAGGUUCAUAAGGUCAAAGGAAUGGACGGGAGUGAGAGGGUUACUAUAUCAUGUGCUACAGAGACAGAAUGGAGCUGGCUUCAAAUGAUCACAUUUCUAGGGAAAACAGAAGAGGAACUUGCUUCUAUAGGAGGUACGCUACGCCCCAAGACACCUACAGAACCAACCAUCAAGUCUGCACUCUCAAGCAGUAGUAAGGGACCAAUCAGUGACAAGCUUCAGUCAAGAGAGGGCAGCAGAUAUGUAGAGGAAGACGAUGGAGUGAAAGAGACACAGGGAGAAGAGAAGGAUGAAGUACCCCCUCUACAGAUGGAUUCUGAUUCAGAGUUUUCUGAUGAAGAUGAAGUCCUGAAAUCAGACCAAGGAGUGCCUAAGAUAGGUCCUCCUCAGAUCAUUAAAUAUCAGCGUGAAUCAGAGCAGGUGCCUAUCUCACAGAAGUACAAGGAUGCCGCCCAUGUUGUCGGACAAGAAUUGGACUUUGACUUCAAUGAUUUCGACUCUGCAGAUCUCAGUGAGGAGGAGGAUAAAGAAUUAGAAGCCAGGAUACGAGGUAAAAAGAAGUACAGUGAAGAUGAAUAUGAUUACCCCUAUGAUGACCCACCCGGUAAAGUUGAUGUGAAGGCCAGUAGAAGUAAGAACCUCGGCGAUGAUUUGGACGACAGGACAACGCCCCCAUUGUCGACUGUGAACGAGGUCGCUGAGGUGUGCGAGUUCUGCAACAAGGACGCCAAGACGUUCCCAACUCAUGAGAUGCUCAAAUCAAUGUCACAAUCUGAGCUCUUCUGCUGUAAAGACUACCAGGACCUGGUUGAGUACACCAUAGAGAACACGCCCCUCUCUCAGUAUCCAUCGGAAGAGAUGAUAGACGUUGGUCCGCACGCCCCUUACGGUAGCAAGCAGGCUAGGAGGGCUGCGAAGGAGAGAGCGGCCCAGAGGCUGAGGGAUAGAGAGAUGGCUCGACAGAGAGCUGCAGGAACUAAUCAAGCUAACUUCUAUGCCUCUCAUCGGAUAGAAGUCAUGGAUGGAGUUGCACGUCAGAUGAAGACGAUCAACUACUCCCUGUCAUCUCAGAAGUGCUUAGAUGAGGGGUGGACAAAGCGCCCCCCUACACCAGAGGAGCCUGAUCAUAGCAAACCGGUCUACGUCCCUGAACCGACCACACCCCAUCUACCAGUCAUACUCAAGACAAGGAAGAAGGGUCGUAAGGAGACACCGAUCGUAAGGAGGCAUUACCGAAGUGGAGAGCUGUUCAUGGUCAUGUUUGAAGAUGGCACUGGAGCAGUGUUUUACCCCUCGGGUGCUCUAGCCAUCCUCAUCACCCUGGUAGAGAAGAAUCAGUUCAGCUACUAUGUUCAAGCUGAUGGUAAACCCGGUGAAGCUAAGUUCCUGGCUGUCUUUGAACCCAAUGGAAAGGGAACCUGUUACCAUGGCAAUGGCAAUAUCAGAUUGAACGUCAAUCAGUUUGGCGGUGUGUUUACCGAUCGAAAAGGUUCUAUCAAGAAACGUUGGUCAUGGAAGGAUGAAGACACACUCUCCAAGACGCCACCAUUCCAACCUCUCUGCUUCUCACUCAAUCAACAGAUCAGUGUAAGAUGUAUGAUGCAAGAACAAAUCUUUAUCAACUUCAAUUGUGAUCUUCAGUCAUGUCGAUUCAACGCUGGAGCUAAACUUAAGCUUGUUGGUCCAGAUCAAGUUCCUCUGAAAGCUAUAGACAGAGACAUGCUCUACAUCUCAGAGGUCAAGACAUAUGUCCAGAUGGUCCUGGACCAGAUCUUCAACCAGAAGACCUUCUCAAAAUCCCCCAAGCUUGACAGCCUACGACCUCCCCUCCAGAUUCAGAACGCCGUCCGCAAGAAUGAAAGACUCAAACAGAAGGUCGCCGAGAGGAGGGUCAACAAGAAAGCUGGUGGCGUUGUCACCGUCAAGUAGUACUCAACCAACUUCUAGUCCUAUUCUCUGCAGUCUAAUAAUGUAGCAUCGGAAACAAACAAUCAAUAGCCCUGUCAAAUCUCUAGUCUACAAGAUUAAGUCUCCAUAUCGAUCCAGCUUUAAGGUAUUUUAUAAUGGGCUGAAUAGAUAGAUGAUCUACUCCAAAAAAGAUGCACAGAGCAAAUUUAUUUUUCAUCUACAUGGAAACAAUCUUGUAGAGAAUCUGUGUUUGAACAUUGAAGUCACCUAACAGGCCUAGUACCAACUGAAGCUUUAUAUGAGCUACAUAUAUUAGCUUCACAACUUUAUCUUAUUAUACAACGGCAGUUCAAUACGUAACAGAAAGAUUUGGCCUGAGGAUUUUGUUUAUAUUGUUAAUAAACAUGCCUGUAGAUGUUUAAAAACCAUUCUGUUUUGUAGGUUCCUAAUACUUGCAUAAUGUUAGGCUGUAUGUUUAUACAUGUAUUAUUAUUUAUAUUGGGCUAUGAGUGGAGUUUUAUUUUGUUUGUAUCAUGCAAAUUUUGAGAGAUUUUUAAGCUACAGCUGUAUAUGAAUUAUGCUAACUAAGAAUAUAUAUUCUUUUUGCCAUAUCCAAAUUGUAUGUGAGUUAUGUCUUUAGCUUUAAGUAGAUAAGUUGUUAUUCCGCAUACAUCGUGUCUACCAAUUAUGAUUUGUGUAUAAAUGUGUGCAAUAUGUACAUACUUGUAUUGUAUCUUUUUAAACUUCCAUUUUCUAAUAGGAAAUAUUGUGGGAGUGAACAGUAAAAUUAGUCUUCGAGGAUAUAUUUGUAAGUAGUUAUUUUCCACACAAAAAUGAUAAAAUCCAUCACCCAGGUACUUGUAGAUUUAAGAUUCAUCAGUUCAUGACAUGUCAUUAACUAUUUUUUCUGUAACCAAUACAGAUACAUGAAUAAACCUAGACUAGUUAAUUAUACAAAUUUAAGAUGUAUAAUGAAUCAAGAAAUAGUGAAUCGUUGUGUCAGUGCUGAAUAAAAAGGGGAAAAAUAGGUGCAUGUACAUGUGUAGAUUAAUUUGAAAUACCUGUGUGAAAUGUAUGAUAGCUCUCAUGAUUAUGCAACAGAUUGUAAAACAUUUCAAAAAGUACUGUUCCAUCAACUAAUAUUGAUUACUGGGAGGUUUUUUUCGUUCCACAGAAACAGGAUGUCAUAUUAAAUGCUGUGGCUAAUACCUGCCAACCAUUCCUAUUUUGGAGGAAUGAUUACAAUUUGGGGGGCUUUCAAAUUAAUAUUAUAAAUCCUAGAUUCUUUUCUUUCUUCUGAAUACUUCUACAUGAAAGCAUUCAGAAUUUUGUCUGUUUUAGUAUGCCAUAUGCAAGCAAGUGUGUGUGCUCAGACAGUUCGAUUCCAUCCAAUAAGAUAUGUGUGUGCUUAGCAAAAUCUGUCCAUGUACCAGUAGUUUGAAAGUUAUUCCUACUUAGCAUGCUCUCAUGUCUCGCUUCCAUUUCUUCCAAUAUAACAUUGUCUUUCAGACCAUAGCAAAUGUAUUGGUUAAGAAUGUUUUUAGUGGUACAGAUGUAUUUUAUCAACUUGAAGGAUAUAUUCUAUUGUAUAGUAGAAAGUAAAUUUCUGGAUUUGUUUUAAUAGUGUAAAAAUCUGGGUUGGCCAUUUAAGAAAAAUAUAAUCAGCACCUUUCUUGUUAAAUCAGUAAAUGCUUGCCUUAAAAUGU